AUGUCUGUGAAGAAGAAAAAUACUCACAUUUUGGGAGAUAGGACGUGGAGUGUGGUUAAUUUUGACAGAAACGCGAUGUGUCAACGUAACGACCCGGUUUCGAUCGAAACUGUGUCAGAAGAAGGUCUUUGUGACGAUGUUCUCUCCACGACCAGUUCCGACGAAUCAGACGCACCCGUGGGCGCUUUAAACAAUUUGAAUGAAGUGCAAGCUACGGGCUUUGGAUUCGACACCCUUGUUGAGCAAAAUGAGCCCUCCGUGAAUCUUGCAAACACUUUGUCACAGGCAGCUGAUCUCAAGAUUCCAAGCAAUUCGACGCAUUCCUGUGUUCGGGAGCGUGCAGCUCGCACGCUUUCACAACUGAACUCCUGGCAAAUCGUUCUUUUGACUUCAUCGACUACUUUUUUGAUCACCUGCGCUUUACAGUCGGUUUUGAAAAGUCCCUCUGCAGUACCCUUGGAUGAAACUGCGACGGCUCCAUAUUUCACGAAUCACGGUGCCACAUACAGAAACGUCGAUUUUGUGCUUCCCGCUGGGAACCCUCAUGAACGUGCUGGUAAGUUUAUUGUUGACUUCGAGAACUGCGUGGCUUAUCCAGUUGUCCCAGAAGUGUCCUUUUGGGAAUCGGCCAAAUUCAACGUAGGCCAAAUGGCCAAGGCGUUUCGUAGCCACAUCAAGGAGCUUGACAAAUCUUCCCUACAGAAAGCAAAAGAUCGAGUCCACAGCAGAACAGACGCCAUGUGGUCGACCAUUAACACGUCCUUAAAAUCCUGGUCUUCCAACCUCAAAGAAGCUUCCGUUAAUAUGAAAAUUCGAAACAAAGCAAUGAUGACGCAGUCGAGGGAUCAGCUCACCAAGUGCAUGAGAAACGCCGAAAAGGCGUUUCAAGUCCAAUAUUCAAAUCACCUGGCACCAUUACGCGACAAAGUCUUCUCGCAUGUCCUUGAGAUGAAAUCAGCACUGGGGAACAUAGGGCCUUUGACUUCUAGGUUUAAUUCUGCGUUGCCGGGGGCUGCAAGCGGCGUCGGCAGAUUUCGUGAAAGAACUGGCUCAAUCUUAUAUGAUAAAUGGGAUAAUACGAUGGAAAUGCUUAGAUUUGAGCGAAGUGGCAUCGAUCAAUAG
This is a messenger RNA of Lachancea meyersii CBS 8951, 1122 nucleotides long. Lineage: Eukaryota; Fungi; Ascomycota; Saccharomycetes; Saccharomycetales; Saccharomycetaceae. The record is from the annotation of a GenBank genome assembly.